This is a messenger RNA of Orbicella faveolata, 2951 nucleotides long. RefSeq names its product activating signal cointegrator 1 complex subunit 1-like. Gene Ontology annotation, molecular function: RNA binding. The record is from RefSeq and is a predicted model, not a curated record. Lineage: Eukaryota; Metazoa; Cnidaria; Anthozoa; Scleractinia; Merulinidae. Gene Ontology annotation, biological process: regulation of DNA-templated transcription; DNA alkylation repair. Gene Ontology annotation, cellular component: nucleus.
UCGCGAAUUUGCAUAAUUUCCGGAAAAGAGGACAACCUCCAAAUUUGCGAACAUUUUUUCCUGGAAAUUUCCGUUCUAUUUGAUUUUCAUCGCUGACUUUCCAGAAUUUUCGGUUGAAUGGUUCGCUUUUCGGAAAAUUUCAACCAUGUCUGGAUUUUCUGAAUUCUUUCCCAAGGAAAUUUCCGUUCCAAUUUUUUAUCGAAUGGAAGAGCCCCGGGUGUAACAGUAAUAUCAGUUCCCCCGUACCCAAAUCCCUAGUGUUUUAGUUAUCCCCAGUAUAGGGAUACCCAAAACACUGAAAGCGUCAGAUACCCUAGCCUGGGGCAAGUGAAAUCAUUCAUAAUUCUGCUCAAAAACCAUUUAACCUCCAACGAAGUUUUGUCUCAAUAAAUUAAAGCUUUCUCAAUCUUGAUAUAAACGCAUAACGUCGCUGAAAAUAGUCGCAAUUUAUAACAGACUGUCUGAUCCGAGUCCGCAGUUAUAACGGCAUACAAAACCGGAUUUGUUUGCCGUUAUAACUGCGGAGUCGGAUCAGACAGUCUGUUAUAAACUGCGGCUAUUUUCAGCGACGUUAUGUGUUUUGAUUUAUUGAGACAAAGCUUCGUAUUUUUACUGGGGAUAUAGCCUACGUGUAGCCGUACCCAACGCCCGAGGAAAAACGGGAGGGAGGGAACGUCGGCUACUUGGGAUACCAAUCGGGGAUAACGCUAAACUGUGACAGCAUUGACAGCAUUGGGACCUGGGAUGGACUCGCGCCAGUCCACACGAGCGUAUUUUCAAGAUGGCGGCCAACGCGACUGCGAGCAAGAUCGAGCUAAGUCUGCUAAGUCUAUAAACCGUAUUUAAGCCUUUAUUCUGUUUUCCAAACAUGGAUGUAAUGAAUCCAACGUUAAUAAACAUAGGUGGACGAUGUUACCGUAAAAUGCCGUUUACACAAAAAAUUGAACAUCAUUCGGACCAGGUUUCAGGCCAGCAUUAUGAAGAGGAUUUGAUUUGGGAAGAUGAAGCUUGUGAUACUGUUGAGUCAGUUGAGAAGACCGAACAAGGAUACAGACUGUCCAUGGAAGUUCCAAGUUCAUUGUUUAAAUUUAUUCUUGGAAAGAGAGCAGAAACAAAAAAGAAAAUUGAAAAAGAAACGAGCACACAGAUCAUGAUUCCUAGGCAGGGAGAAGAAGGAGAUGUUGUUAUAACCGGCCCCAACAGAAGUGGUGUUGUGGGAGCAAGAAGUCGCAUUGAAGUGAUAGUUGAAUCAUCAAGACAAAAGAUUCCUUUCACACAUUUUUUGUGUUUUCCUCUGUAUAAGAGCAACUUGGCAAAGAAAGUUGAUGAGUUUAAAGUGAGAGUGCUUAAAGAUUGCUUUGAGUGUCGAGGAAUUGACGCCAGCAUAUUUCAGUUGCCAAGCAAGAUUCACGUAACUGUUGGUAUGAUGACCUUGUUAAGUGACAAAGAAGUGAAAAGUGCAGCAGAAUUGCUGUCAAAAUGCUACGAAGAACUUGUAAGCAAUUGCCUCCAAGACACUGCAGUAGUUGUUGAACUCAAGGGUGUGGAGUACAUGAAUGACGAUCCAGCCGAGGUUGAUGUUUUGUAUGCAAAGGUGCUCAUCAAAGAUGGUUCCAACAGGCUACAAAAUCUUGCUGAUGCCCUGGUCGAUAAAUUCGUAUCUAAAGGUUUAAUGAAACGAGAAUAUGACCGAGUCAAGCUACAUGCGACUGUAAUGAACACCAAACAGCGUGACAAUCCUGACGAGCAAGCACCAGCCAAAAAGAGCAGGAGUGAUGUACCACCCAGAUUUAAAAAGAGGAUAUCAUUUGACGCUAAAAAAAUCAUUACGUUGUUUGAAGACUUCAGCUUUGGCGAGUAUCACCUGGACACGAUUCACCUUUCCAAAAGAGGAAGCUUCGAUGCCGAGGGACAUUAUGAAUGCGCUGCGUCUGUUCCUCUACCGUGAAACAACUGCAGUGAUUUAUAGCACAAGAAAAUGGGUCAAACGCCGGUUUUCUCUCGAUCAAUACAUAAACACAGUCGAGAAGACAUUUCACACGACGAAUUAAAUUCUAACUGGUUUGCUGCGAAAACUUUUCAAGUCAAAUAUGGAAAAGGUAUCAAAAGAGCUUUUCUUAGUGUUUACCCAAUGACUGUGGAUGUCAUUACAUUGGUAAAAUCAAAGUAUUGGCUGGGACCAAUCGGAAAUCGAACUGGUAAACCAGCGCCAAGCGCGAGAAAAUAUAUAUGGUGCAUAUCUCUUUAUCAAAUAUUGUUCCCAAACAAACGACCAUUGUCCUUAGUAAGAGGGUUGACUAUAACAAACGGUUUUAAACUGCCCUCCCAGGUUCGCAACCAAUAAAAAGAAAUUUUUGACUCAUCCCUCAACCUUUAGCAAUGCGAAUCAGAGAAAGGCGCAAACACUAGCUGGUAUAAACAAGUUGCGAACUGUAAUUGUGUUACGAGGGAAACCAAUCAGAUGGGGGAUAAAUAAACCGAAGUUAGAUGAACUCAAAAAGCAAUUGUCGCCGCAGUUUGAUCUACCUGGUGAUUGGUCGACCGCGACAUGAUUGACGUGUCAAGACAAAUCAUUCUCGUCCUCGGAGCCCUCGCUCGGAGACGAGAAUGAGGUCAAAUCAAAGAGUUCAAGCUCUUCGGAUUCGUGCAAAAAUGAUCAAUGAAGAUAAGUUAGAAUUGCAAGGUUAGGAAGCCUUAGCCAACGCAUAUCCGAGCUAUGAUUCCAGUAAUUCGCUCUACCGUUCUUCGAAAUUACCGCCUAUCAAUGAAUAGACAGUGCUUUCACUGCAGUCAGUUCUCCGCCGAUCAUCAGAUGAUGCCAGUUACUACAUAGUGUUGUGGCAGGUGUUAUCUUAAAUGUUAUUAGACCGAUUAUCUCAGUUUGCAUCUUUUAAUGUCCCCACGACGAAAAUAAACCAUGAAGAGACUGGAAAGAAAAGAAAAUUUCCAAA